UUCGUCAACCGCAUGUGUAUGCGUGUGCGAUAGAGAGAAAGUCAAUCAGAAGUAAUACAUUUUCAGAAAAUUUUUCAAGAGAAAAUAACAGCGAAUUCGCGAUGCAUACAUUUAGUGAAACUGGAGCCGGAGUUCCGGCGUUCUUAGCGAAGCUAUGGAGAUUGGUUGAAGAUCCAGAAACUAACGAUUUAAUUUCCUGGAGCACGGAUGGAAGGAGUUUUAUUAUACAAAACCAAGCUCAGUUCGCAAAAGAGCUAUUGCCGCUUAACUACAAACAUAAUAACAUGGCUAGUUUUAUACGCCAAUUAAACAUGUACGGAUUCCAUAAGAUCACUUCUAUCGACAAUGGAGGAUUAAGAUUUGAUAAAGAUGAGAUGGAGUUCACACAUCCUUGUUUCCAAAAAGAUCAUCCCUAUUUGCUGGAGCACAUCAAAAGGAAAAUUGCCACAUCGAAACAACAGCAGGACGACAAAAGCGGUUUAAGGGUUGAGGCUGUAAAUAGAGUUCUUUCCGAAAUGAAACAAAUGCGUGGUCGUCAGGAAACACUGGAUACACGAUUCAAUUCUAUGAAGCAGGAAAACGAGGCACUUUGGAGAGAAAUAGCCAUUUUGAGACAGAAGCACAUGAAACAACAGCAGAUUGUUAACAAGUUAAUCCAAUUCUUAGUCACAAUUGUUCAACCAUCUCGCAGUGGCCUCGGUUCAAUGGGUAAUGGAAAAAAUAAGAGACGUUUCCAGCUAAUGAUAAAUGAUGCGCCUCAAUCAAAAGUACAAAAAACCGAUGCCAAUCAAGGUGCCACUAUUCAAGAACUGGGAGAAGUAUUGGAGGAGGUAGCUUAUGAAAACGAGCAAGAAAUGUUGUCACAAGAUAAAAGCAAGAAAGAAAAAUGUACUAAUGCUAUUGUCCGACAGGAAAGAUCACAGAAUUCAGACAAUGGGACCAGGUCUCCCGAUAUGCCAGAAGUUACGUCUCCAUCUUCUCUGAACCAACAAUCGCCGUACCGUCCAGAAAGUGUGAAUGAAAUGAUUGAGGAAGUGCUCAGUCCGGUUCAUCUUGAAGCACUGGUUAAACAAGAGAAGGUAGAUCCUUCUUCAAACGCGACACGUUAUAUAAUAGAAGCGGGGAACGGAGAGGAACAAGAUGAAAACAAUUAUGAUGACGAAGAGUAUUUGGUCGAUCAUGUGGAUGAACUCGAUCCCUGUAAUGUCGAAUUUGGAAACGACACUGAUAUGUUAAAUACACCUAUGGUUAUAAGGGAAAUGCAAAAACAAGAGCAGUUGAAGCAACAAAAACAACAGCAAGCGAAUCGUAUGUCACAGCUACAAAAAUCAGUUAAUAGGGGCGAAAGUUUACUUAGAGCUAAGAACAAUGGGAUUCCUUAUAAAACGCAAAAAAGUUUGCUAACUAACAAUAACCAAACACAACCGACAAUGAAGUAUGAUGGUAAUGUCGAUGCACAUUUAGCCACGAGAGGAGGGAAGAAACCAUCAUCGCCAUUGAAGCAAACCAUCGUAACGGAUGCUGGGAACAACAAAGCCGGUCCAUCUGGAACAAACAAUUUCGCGGCAACAAAUUCUGUACCAUCUUUAGCAACGAUCGGUUACGAAGUUGGAGAUUUUACCGUUAGCGAAGUACCUAGUGACAUAUUCGAAGAUAAUAACCAACUGGAAAAAGAAUCGCCUAUGCUGGGUGCUUUCAAUUUUGAAGGGGGUUUCUAUAAUCCAAAUGUAAACAUAAAUGAGAUGAAAGGCCGUCAGCAGCAGUCUAAACAACAGUCGCAGCAACUACUACCAAACGUCAUCGAGCCGAAUGAAAACAUUGAUGGUAUUGAUCGUGGUUGUUUGGAGGAUGAUGAAGAAUCGGGCAACGCUGGUAAUGCUUUGGCAAGGUUUUCGAAUAAUGAGUUAGACUUGGGUAAACUAAGCACGAUUACUGAUUAUGAUCAACAUAUUAACACUGUUGAAAACGAGUUGGAAUCCUUGAAGGAUUUACUGAAAGGUGAUGGUUAUCAAUUGGAUGCGAAUACUUUGUUAGGGACGGCUAGCGGAAACAGUCAACAUUUUGGCAGAGUUUUCUUUUCACCGUCUACAUUUGAUGCUGAUACGUUUACUAAGCUUUUCAGUGGAACCGAAGACAUAAUGGGAUAUGAUUUUCCAAUGAAUUUGCCAGAUGCGACUGUGACGCAAAGGAAACCUACUAGUGACAGUGCCAUUACUGCGAUUACUGCUGAUAGUAAUGGAAGCAAUAAUACGUCUGGAUUGUCAUCCACGACACAAACUGGUGGACCAUCAAAUCAGCUCAUAACAUACAAAAAUACUACGGGAAAUGGGGUAACCGGUGACUAUAUUGAUCUGAAUGAGCUUCUCAAUCUCGAGAACACUAAUGAUGACGAGGCUUCAACUUUACUUUAAGUUGUUUGUUUUCGUUUUGCAUUAUAUAUUCAACGAAAAAUUUUAUAUCGUUUUUUAUUUUGUUUGCCUUUAUCGACUAAGAAGUAUCCGUGUGUAUAUAAAAGUUAAAUAAAAAGUAUAAGGAGAUAAGAUGAUAUAGACCAGUAAUUAAAACACACAAGACCUCUUCACAUUACAAUUUUGGAAUCGAAUGAAAGUGUAAUAAUCACUCUAAAAAUAUCACAAGAAUGAAGGGAAGUACUGUACUUGAAACUACGUGACACUUGCAUAUAGAAUGAGCCUUUUAGACACUAUUGAAGCCAUUUGAACUCUGAAAAAAAUAGGGAAACUUUCGUGUUCGAACUGUACUCGAAAAAACAUAUAUUCAACGUUUUGUGCUAUAAAUAGAAAGAUUGUAUAAAUGUGAUAAAAUUGUGUACAGGUGGGGUACAAAGAAAUGAAAAAAAAUCACUCGAACAUCAGUUCUUAAAAAUGCCUUACUUUCAUAUUUUUCUUUUCAAGUGCACUUUGAGUUUGACCUUUUUAUAUCACAAUACUUGUUCCGAAUCUUGGAUGUUUGAGAAUGCUAAGAAAGAAAGUUUACAAACCAGUGACACAGUUGUACCUGAUUAUCGCGAAAUGGAAUCCAUUCAAAAAUGAACUACUAUUUCUUCAACAAUGAGUUGCUAAAAUUGCAAUUUUGCAUUUAGUUUAAUCACCAGUUCUACAGUUAGAAUAUUAAUACCUGUCCGUCUAAAUAUACUCUCUUAUUGUUAUUUUCAAAUAUGUUCAACUAUUCUUGAAAAAUAUUCUUAUCAACGAAUGAGGUCUAACAAAAAAGGGAAGUGAAAGGACGAUGGAAAAUGUAAACAUAUAUAUAUGAUUGAA
Messenger RNA from Toxorhynchites rutilus septentrionalis, 3278 nucleotides. It is a transcript of the gene Hsf, whose product is annotated as heat shock factor protein. The record is from RefSeq and is a predicted model, not a curated record. Lineage: Eukaryota; Metazoa; Arthropoda; Insecta; Diptera; Culicidae. The transcript has 11 exons. Bases 102 to 2411 code for a protein of 769 amino acids. Gene Ontology annotation, molecular function: DNA-binding transcription factor activity; sequence-specific DNA binding. Gene Ontology annotation, biological process: regulation of DNA-templated transcription.